Molecule: messenger RNA, 837 nt
Organism: Paramecium tetraurelia
Lineage: Eukaryota; Ciliophora; Oligohymenophorea; Peniculida; Parameciidae
Exons: 2
Source: RefSeq, a predicted model, not a curated record
AUGGGCUUGCGAAAAUCCAAGGUCAUCAAGAAGAUCAAAAUGGAUAUGCAAUAAAAAGCACUCAGCAAGGCUCCAACCACUCAGCAAAAGGUGACCAUCAAGAAAGCAGAGAAAAGAUCAGAUGCACUCAAAAGCACCAAUUCUCAAUUUAGAAAACAUCAAUACAUUACAGAAAAGAAGGUCCAAUUGGAUUAAUCUAAAAUAUAAUCCGUUAUCGAUUCACUAAACAAGUACUACCACACUAAUAAUGAUGGCGAUCGCAAAAUUUAUUUAAUUGCUGAAUUGCAAUAAAUACCAGAAUUAAGUGAAGCACCCAUAAUUUAAAUGUAACCAUUUUUUCUAUUCAGUCCUCUUAAAGAAGCCAUACACUUCAAAGUAGCAUUCGUAGUUCAUGGUAAUAUACUAGAAGAUUUCUAAAAAAAAUACCCACAGUAUAAUGUUAUGAGUUAAAAUGCUUUCAUAGCUGGCAAAUCGUUUCCCAACCUUGAUUUGAUCCUCAUUGACUACACACUCUAUAAUAAGAUCAUUGAAAAGAAACCCAGCAAGAAAAUAUACCCUUUUCAUCCAUCCAAAGUGCCUUUUGAUUACAAGAAACAUUACAAUAUUGGCGAAUAUUAGGAAUACAUUAAUCAUUUAAUUGGAAGUACUUUCAGCGUAAUGAAAAACCAAGUUAAACAAAUAAUUCCAAUAGGAAAAGUAGGUCAGAGUGGGACAAUCGAUAAUGUAUUGAAGGGAGCAAUUGAUUUUAUUGCCAAAUUACUUACUCAGAGUAAGGGGAACAACGUAGAACACUUAUAUUUGAAAACUAGCAAAUCGAUUGAGUUAUUAAUAUAUUGA